AUGACUGAUUACCAGGUCAAUGGAGGUCAUCCCCUCUUCAUUGACAGCAAGGCUGCCAACAAGGGGAGAAGGGACUCCUUCGACAUCUCCCCGACCACGCGUCGCUCCAGCACCUCAAUUCUUAGAGACGCAUCAAACAAAGCGAAGCACGAACUCAGCUCUCCGCACCACGCACUCAUUGAAGAUGACAUCAACAAUGUCGACGGAUUCCUCGACUACAUCGCACAUCUGCGCCUCCGGUACAUGCCAUGCUCAGGAAGCAAAUGGGACCGGGUGCUGCAGUGGGCAGAAUUCUUCGCCAGUGCCAUGCAUCACUUCCAAUUGGCCGGGAAAAGCUUGACAGCGUGUAACGACGAGGCAUCGCAGCUCAUCUGGAGCAGCUGUCAUGUGUUGUUGGAACUGGGCAAGCAGCGGCUGGACAUGACACACCGAGCGUUUGCGCUCUUCAACGACGCGGGCCUGAUGUUUGCUCACUUCUCGGAAAACAAGGAAUUGUUCGCCACCAGCCCGGACCUUCGACAAAGCCUGGAAGGCGUCUACGCCGAUCUCGUCAGCCUCGUUGUGGAUGUCUCUCUGCACUAUGCCAACGGCGGUGGCAUUUCCGAGUUCGACGCUCGUUUUGCCCACCGCGCCGAGAUGCUCUUCUCCUAUAAGGAUUCGAUAACUGAGGCUUUUUGGAGAGAGCAGCUGCAAACACGACACGGAAGAGAGGUCAUGGCAGAAAUCGAGGAGAUCCGGCGCUUCCUCUCGCCCCAUGACACUGUCGUCCGGGGUAUCCUCUCGAGACAAUCGAAGUCACGCAGUCAUUACGUUGAGUACACAUGCGAAUGGUUCGACCACAUGUUGCAAGAAUUCACGGCGGGAGAUGAUAAUGUUUUCCUCAUCACCGGCAAGCCAGGGUGCGGCAAGACGGUCCUCAGCCAGUGGAUUAUGGAACGUCUACGCCGCCAGCAGGAUCGGGCCAGCUACGAUGUCGCGUGCUUCUUCAUCGAGGGAGACUUCAAAACAGAAACCACUUCAAUGAGCAUCGCCAGGGGCUUGCUACGCCAGUUGUUUGAUAGUAGCGUUGGCGACGUGGACCUGUUUGAGCAAAUCUUGGCUCUCAAGCAGCGGCCCGCGCAGGACAACAUGGCCAUGGAGCAGGCCAUGUGGGCCGCUAUCGAGGGAGCAAUCAAGCGCAAGCGCACCAUGCUAAUCAUCGACGGACUGGACAAGGUUACCGGAGGAGUUGACAGCAGUGUGCGGAUCCUGGACCAGCUGCAUCAGGUCACCUCAAAGAGCAGCGGCGCCAAGGCAAUUGUUUUGUCCCAGCCACUGAAGAAACCCGGAUCCCAUCAUGCGCGACUGUUCAAUAUUGAUACCCGACACGUGUACCAGGACAUGGAGCGUGUUCUCGACGGAGUCGUUGCCUCAUCUUACCCGUCACUGACCGAUUACGAGAAGGCCAACCUGGUGCAGCGUUUGGUCACUCUUGGAGAUGGCUCGUUCACGCAUUCAAUGCUCCUGCUUGAAAUGACCAAGCGCGAGAAAACCCUGGCCGGCAUCAUGAGCUCAUUGGACAGUAUUCCACGGACCAUGCAUGAUUGCGUGAAGAAGCUUAUGGGCACGGUGGAUAUGCAUAACCGAGACACAAGAAUAACUGUUGCAUGGCUCUUGGCAGCACAACGACCCCUAACCAUCCGGGAAAUCAAGACACUCAUGGCUGUGGAUACUUCCCAGCUCACAUCAUCUCCAAGAAUCUCAGAUGCAGAGAACGAUCUGCGUUCUGCUAUGGGACCUCUGAUACGCAUUGAGGACGGUGUGGUCCGUUUCCGCUUCCCCCUCAUCCACCAACAGUUGCUCGAGAUGGCCAUGAGCACCAGCAAAGACUCUCGCCUCCCGUUUAACCUUCAAGAGGCCAAUUACGACAUGGUCACUCGCUGCUUGGCGGAUGUCAAAAUGUCUGUGAUGGAACAUACUUCCCCCUCGAUGGAGCGGAUGCCUUCUGAUGUGAUGGAGCGAAUGUUCGUCAGCCACAACCUAUUGGAGUAUACGGCACGGUACUGGCCGAUUCAUUUCAUGCAGUCGCCAAUGUACCAGAAAGACGGAAAGCACAAGCUCACGUCGGAAUUCAAGUACGUCUUCCCGUCUUCGACAACACUGGCCCUCAUCGAGCACACGUGCUGGACUACCGAGAUGAUGGCACAUUUCAAGCUUGCUCUACAACUCAGGAAGACAAUCACACCGGAUCAUGAGGAUGCUAUUUUCCAAACCUUGGUAUCACUCGCCGGCAGCUGCCAAAUGAUGUCAAACACGAAGGAGGCGAGUACAUACUUCUUCGACGCAUUCCGACUUGGCGUCAAACUCUUCGGAAAGCAAAGCAGCGUGGUCGCCACCGUCGUAGCCGGCUACAUCGACUCCACACAGCCUUCGAAGGAGAACAUGACGGUACGAGAAGAGCUACUGGACUACCUCGUCGCCUAUCAGAAGCAGACCCGCGGCGCAUCGGCGCAGCAGACGAUCAAGUACGCGCGCCUCCUGAUCCAGCUCUACAAGGAAUCCAACAAGAUGAACCGCGCGCUCGAGCUGGAGGAGGAGCUGCACCAGAUGUGCAUCGAGCACUACGGCAUGCACCACGCGUCGACGCAGCAGGUGCUCGAGGGUCUGAUGACGACGCUCCACGAAUCCGGCAACACGGAGCAGCUGCGACGGCUGCGCGUGGCCCAGUACGAGAGGGCGCGGCGCUCGCUCUCGCUCUCGGAUGCGGCGUUGGUGCGCGCUGCGCGAGACAUGGUCUCCUUCUACGAGAAGAACAGCCAGGUCAACAAGGCGGAAGAGAUUCUGACGGAGCUCUGGCAAUCCCUGACGCAGGCCUGCCAAAGCCGCACGUCCCUGGCGCUGCAGGAGCGCAAGCUGGAAGUGGCCAUGGCCUACCAGAAAUUCCUGGAUCGGAACGGGCGCCCGCAGGACGCGCAGAACGUUCUCGUCGGCGUCUGGACGGAGUACCAAGACGCGCUGGACCAGGAAACCAUCCAAACCCGGCUCUCCAAGUCCCAGCUCACCGCCAUCCUCGCCGUCGGGCGCGAGCUGCAGCAGCACCGCCUGCUGGAGGCGUCCAAGAACGUCUUCAGCAGCAUGUGGAGCUACCUGCGCCGCGUCAACGAGCAGGAGAGCUCGCUGGCCAUCGAGACGGCGACGAGCCUGUCCAGUGUCUCCCGCGAACUGAUCGAGAUGCAGGCCAGCAACACGACGGCCGUCUCGACGGGCGGCGGCAGCGACAUCUCGGCCGAGUCGAUCGACGAGUUCGAAGAGAUGCUGGCGUCGAUCGCGUCCAUCACCAAGUCCAUGACGACGACGACCUCUGCAUCCACAUCCAAGAAGGAGCAGAAGGCGUCCAGCUCCGCCGCCACCAGCCUCGUCACCACGGCCGGCACGCUCAGCGCCAUCUACGUCUCCCAGCACCGCUGGCGGCAGGCGACGGGCACCUGCAUCAAAGCGCUCGAGAUCGCCUGGCCCUCCGUGCUCGCGACGGACGGCAGCAAGGCCGAAUUGCCGGUCAACGACAAGGAGCGCGCGGUGGCUAUCGCGACGGCGAAGCGCCUGGCGCUGUGCUAUUUCACGCAGCGGCAGAUCGGCAAGGCGGAGCACAUACACCUGCGCGUCUUCCAGGCGACGAGGGUGCUCGGCGUGCAUGACGAGCGGUUUUUGAGAGCGGCGCACGAGCUGAUCGACUUCUACGACACCGUGUUCCGGUUCGACGGCGCCGUCGCGGUCCUCGUGGAGCUGCAGGCGAUGCAGAAGGCCGAGCUGUCGGCGUCGAAUGCCGUGACCAUCCACACGUCGUACCGGCUCGCGAAGAGCUGUCGGUUGAUGCAGAGGGAUGAGGAGGCGGAGAGGUACUUUGGGGAGAUUGUGAAGGCGCUGAGUAAGUCUGCGGACGACAAGAUCUUGGAGAGGGAGGCGAUCGAGGCGGCCAUGGAGCUGUGUAGCAUGCACGUCGAGGCAAGGCGCUGGGGCGAGGCGGGCAAGCUGUACACGAAGCUCUGGAAGACGGUCAUGACGCAGAGCGGCGCCGGCUACGGCUGGACGCCCGAACAGGUCGAGGGCUUGUACGUGGCGUACUUUGACCUGCUGGAGACGAAGCUCAAGGUCGACUUCAAGAUGUCGCUGCAGAUGACGACAGAGUACCAGAAGCGCGUGGUCGAACUGUUCGGCGAGGACAACGAGGUCAGCAUCAAGGCGACGCUGCAGCUGGCGGAGCUGCUGGAGCGGAGCGACGAGCACAGCGAGCGGGCCGUGGCGCUGUACGAGAAGGCGCUCUCGUCGUCGGAGAAGACGAAGGUGGCGCAGAGGACGCUCAAGGCCCUCACGCAGUACCGGCAGCGGCUGGCGCACCUGUACUCGAAGCAGACGCGCACCUCGUCCAAGGGCCUCAGCAUCUACCGGCAGGAGAUCGAGAAGACGGCGGCGACGUACGGCUUCGCGUCCAGCCAGGCGAUGCGGCAGCUCAGCGAGCUGGUCGCCUCGUGCGCCAUCAGCGAGGCCAAGGAGAACCGCACCCAGGCCAUCGAGCUGCUGCGCACCGCCAUCCGCGACAUCGUCGUCAAGGAGCGCAGCGCCGAGAAGCAGGUCGACGCCGCGCACUCCAUCGUGCGCAUGUACGUGCGGCUCGAGGCGCGCCAGACGGCCGUCGAGCUGCUCGCCAACAUCCGGCGGCAGAUCGUGUCCGGCGAGUACGGAACGGGCACGCUCAACCUGCAGGGCGCGGGCCAGCACUCGUUCGCCUUCGUCGUGGCCAUGGAGGAAGCGCUGGCCGAGGGCAAGCACCACUUCAGCGAGCUGAUGGCGACGCUCAUGACGGAGCGCCUCCUCCACCAGAACUACACGCGCUCCGUCAACACCAACGUCAGCUUCGAGAUCCUCUUCAGCCACGGCGCGCGCCUCGUGUCCUUCUACACCCAACACGGCCGCGGCGACGAGAGCAAGCAGACCGAAGCCGACCUGCUGCAGCGCUUCGCCCGCGUCUUCGAGGCGCAGGCCUCGUCCCAAGUCUUCCAGACCUUCUUCCACACCUGCCUCCACGAGAUGGGCGACAGCGGCGACCGCGACCAGGCCGUCAUCACGACCGCCACCGCCGCCGUCCUCGAGCACCUGCAGGCCGCCCGCUUCGCCGAGGCGUUCGAGCUGGCCGGCUUCGUGCACCGCUUCCUGCAGCUGUACGGCGCCUUCGACAACCAGGAGAACGUCUCGAUGGCGUUUAAACUCGCCCUGUGGUUGGGUGGCCGCGGGGAGGUGCGGACGCUGAAGACGCAGUGCGGAGACAAGAAGCUGCGCGAGAAGAUGAACGAGCUGUCCGCCGCCUUCCUGCGCCUCGCCAUCCAGCGCCUCGACGUGCGCAUCACCGACAUGGCGCUGGCGGACUUGAACGAGCUGGUCGGCCUGCUCGGUGAGCAGCGCAACUGGGAGGCGCUCGAGUCCAUCUUGUCGGCCGCGUGGUCGUCGCGACACUCGUCUGCCCCCUGGCCCGCUCAUACCGUCGUUGCCUUGGGUGCGCGUCUCGUGCAGGUGCGCUUCCAGCUGCCCGGCUGCCGCAGCCAGGCGCUGCAUCUGGCCGCGGAUAUCGCGUACAACUUGCGCCGGACGUGGGGCCUGCAUGAUCAGGCGACGCUGGAUAUGUUCCAUCUGCUCGCGGACCUGUACUCGCUUGCGGGCGAGAACAACAAUGCGCUCGAGGUGCGCCAGAGCGUCAUUCGAGGGACGCUGGAGGCUAUCGAGCACGGAGCGGUCGAGAAGAAUGAGGGAGCUGAGAUCGCGGCAAAGGAGUUCGAGUUGCUGAGGCGGACGCACUCUGCAUGCGGCGGCUGGAACCCAGGCGAUGUGGCCACGUUCGGAGGCAUGCAGGUCCGUCUGAAGGAACUGCUGUCUGGGGAGCAGAAGUGGAUGAGCUGCAAAGAUGCGCAGGAAGGCGUUGAGGGAUGGAAGGUUCCGAAGGGGAAGGAUCCAAGGCGGGCUGAGCUGGAGAAGGCCUCCAUACCCGAAUCGUGGGAGUUCCUGGGGAAGGAGGAGACUGCGAAGCACAGGAAUAAUUUGAGGCGAACGAGCGGACUCGAGACGGCGAGACCUCCGGCCACGAUGCUGUACGCUGGUGCUGCGGGUGGCAAGGCUGCCAUGCCGUCUACUAUGAAGCACCCUCCGCGAAAGCUCAGGACACAGCAGCAGCAAAGGCGUGACUCAAAAGGGGACGAGAAGAAACAAAAGAUCGACAAGGAUCAGGACUUCGUGGUUAUGGCGCUUGAGGCUGGUCCGAUUGGCGUUCCUAUUGGUCAGUUUUAA
This is a messenger RNA of Lasiodiplodia theobromae, 6312 nucleotides long. Its product is annotated as Nacht domain protein. Lineage: Eukaryota; Fungi; Ascomycota; Dothideomycetes; Botryosphaeriales; Botryosphaeriaceae. Gene Ontology annotation, molecular function: protein binding. The record is from RefSeq and is a predicted model, not a curated record. Bases 1 to 6312 code for a protein of 2103 amino acids. The transcript is spliced from 2 exons.